AUGCUCUCACCAAACGCCCUCCGAAUCCUAGACGCAGUAGGAAUAUACAAAGGCAUUAAAACCCGCGGUUUCAACUUCAAAGACCUCCGCUUCCGCACCACAGUCCCACUAGACUCCUACGAAUUCGGAAGCCAAGAGAAAUACGGCUACGACGCACUCCGCAUCUACCGCCACGAACUGAUCGACGCCCUCCUCGCCGCAACGAAGGACCUCGGAAUCGAAAUCCACUACGGAAAGAAAUUCAUCCAUAUCCUCACAGAGACUGAGACAGAUGUAUCUUGGGAAUUCGAAGACGGCACCACUGCCACUGCGGCUUGUCUCGUUGGCGCGGAUGGUAUCCAUUCCCGAGUCCGGAAAUAUCUCUACCCAGACCUUGAGCCGAUGUUCACUAAUGCUGUCGGUGUGAAUGCGGCUGUGCCGACUGCACAGUUGAACCUCCCCGAGGGAUUCGAUCUCCCGGUCACGAUCAUGAAUCCCAAACAUGGGGCUUUCGUUAUUGCACUUCAACUCCGCGAUGGCUCUGAAGCUUUCAUUGGAAAACCGAAACGCGCACCUGAACUUGAUCGUGAGGGCUGGAAUGCCUUGCUUAAUGAUAAGCAGUGGUGUGUCGACUUCCUCCGACAAGGCGCGGAGGAUUUCCCGCAAGUUGUGCAGGAUGCUGUCUCAAACAUCCCGCUCGAUAGGAUCAAUCUGUGGCCGUUUUAUGUGGUUCCCAAAUUGGAUACUUGGACUUCAAAGCACUCUCGUGUUGUUAUUCUCGGUGAUGCUGCGCAUGCUAUCCCGCCUACUGCUGGCCAGGGUAUUAAUCAGGCCUUUGAGGACGUUUAUACCUUCGCUGUUAUCUUGGCGCGGUGUAAGACCCAGGAACUUGAGCGUGGAUUGAAGGUAUGGCAGUGCGGUCGUCAGGAGCGGGUUGAUCGGAUUUUGGAGCUUAAUGCUCAGAUUGAUGCUCGUCGUAUGCCUAGGGAUCCUGGGUUGGGUCCGUCGGAGAAUGAGAAUAGGCCGUUUGAUUUGGAGUGGUUGUAUAGUCCUGACUUUGAUGAGAUGGCACAGAAAUGGCUUGAGGAAGCUGCUGAGAUUUGA
This is a messenger RNA of Penicillium arizonense, 1083 nucleotides long. RefSeq names its product FAD-dependent oxidoreductase. The record is from RefSeq and is a predicted model, not a curated record. Gene Ontology annotation, molecular function: monooxygenase activity; FAD binding. The coding region runs from base 1 to 1083 and encodes 360 amino acids. The transcript has a single exon. Lineage: Eukaryota; Fungi; Ascomycota; Eurotiomycetes; Eurotiales; Aspergillaceae.